AAACGCGUUACCAGUUUUGAAUAUUUUUUUUUUGAUGUUUGAAGUUGUCAUAAUUAAGCUGUUAAAUCAUUUCUUGGAAGCACCACUGGUUGGUAUAUGAAGGUUGAGUUAAGAUGUCAGAUAGUACCAUACGAGAUAUGAAACAGAAGAACAAUGUGUUGAAAGAUAAGUUGAAUCAAUUGUUCAAACAAAAGGGCUCGUCUAGUAUUGAUGGAGAUGAAACAAUUCAUGAUAUAAAGUUAGUUCAACAAACCAUAGCGACAACCAAUGAUGAUGUCGAUGAUGAAGAUAAGGAGAAUAUAAAGCAUUCAAAGCGUUAUAAUGAACUAAAGUAUAAUAUUGAUGAGAUUAAGAAUACAAAAUAUGAUCUACCAAAGUCAAACAUAAACCCAUAUCUUAACCAAGUUAAACAUGAAGAAAAGAAACAUAUUACAAAAGUGAAACAAGAACAAGUUAUACAUCUGAAUGGCAAUGGGAAAGCAUACGAUGAUGAGUUAAAUUCGAAUAUCUCUUCAUUUACUACUACCAAAGAUAGACCAAGUCUUUUACGAGAAGAAUCAUUGAUUAAAAAGAUUCAAAAUCAAGAACAUAUAAUACUGUCAUUACAACAUGAAUUAUCAUUGAAAGCAUUAGAAAAGGAAGAUCUUAUAGAAGAGUUUCAACUCAAAAUCAUUAAUGAAACUAAAUCCAUUGAACGAAGGCUAUAUAGAGAAUCCGUCAAUAGAGAAAAGGAAUUGAAAUUGAAAUAUGAUUCUGUGAUAGAAGAUAUGAAUAGGACCCAUGCUACAGAGAUGGAAUCACUUAAAAAGGAAUUACUUACUAAACUAAUAAAGCUGAAAUAUGAUUAUAACGUUCUAAAGGAGAAAAAUGCAUCGUUGAUUAGCAUAAAUGACUAUUUAUCUCAUUCACAACAUAUGGCGGAGAAUCAUAAUAAUUUCAACAAUAAUCAAAUUAUCCCACUUUCUCCUCUUUAUUCAGGAGACGAAAAUACCGACGUGUUGAUUGCCAAGUAUGCCACAGAACGAAAUGAAACUCAGUUCGACCUAGAAACUCCCAUAGAUAGUACCACGGAUCAUCUCAUAAAGGACUAUGAUCUUCAUCACACCAAUAAUACUUCUAAACCUAAGUCUUUAAAAUCAUAUAUUUGGAUGGUCAUUUUUAUAAAUCGACUCAAGUCGUUAAUGAAUCAGAGAAAAGUCAUCAACCAGAGGAUUGUUGAUUUUCUGCUGUCGGAUGACUUUUCCUUCUAGGAGAUUUUAUAUAUUAGAUUAAUUAAUAUAAGUAUAUUGCAUUACGAAGAGCAUUUACCAUGAUGAUAAAUCAUUCAUUUGAGUCUACGGGCUUUCUAAUAUAUAAUAGUAUCAAUAUAUUUCUCUAAAAUUAUAUAAAAGAUACAGAAAUUAGAGCAGAGAAGUGAAAUUUUAAAAAAUAAUAAACUAUACAUCAGAU
Messenger RNA from Scheffersomyces coipomensis, 1449 nucleotides. RefSeq lists its product as uncharacterized. NCBI's taxonomy places the organism in Eukaryota, Fungi, Ascomycota, Pichiomycetes, Serinales, Debaryomycetaceae. The record is from RefSeq and is a predicted model, not a curated record. The transcript has a single exon. Bases 114 to 1250 code for a protein of 378 amino acids.